AAGGGUGGGAAGAAGAGGAAGACUGGGCAGGCUGUGUUUAUAGGGGGGGGCUGUAUAUAACUAACUUAAGCUAACUUUUAUUCGAAAGGCCUGCCGCACUUCUGCACGUACACAUUAUCCUGGGAGUGUAGUAGCGGAGAGCGGCGACCCAAGAUGAAGACUGAAACGCUAACCCUUCUGUUAGGGCUGUUAGGUUUGACUGCAUUUCCCCCGCUACGCUGUGAGCCGAAGGGAUCCAUUCCUGAGGGAAAACUUCUAGUAUUGACUGUAGCUACAAAAGAAACCGAUGGAUUCAAGAGGUUCAUGAGAUCUGCACGACACUUUAAUUACACAGUUAAGGUUCUUGGGAGAGGGGAAAAAUGGAACGGUGGGGAUUACAUUUCAGCACCGGGAGGUGGACAGAAAGUACGUCUGCUGAAAUCCGCCCUGGCCGACAUAAAAGAGGAAGACAAGAUCAUUCUCUUCAUUGAGAGCUACGAUGUGAUCUUCUCCUCGGGUCCGAAAGAGCUGCUCAAGAAGUUCCAGCAGACUAAACACAAGGUGGUCUUCUCUGCUGAGACCCUCAUUUGGCCAGAUCGUCAUCUAGAGGACAAGCACCCACAUGUCAGAGAGGGGAAGAGGUUUCUUGGAGCAGGAGGCUUCAUUGGCUACGUUCCUAACCUUAAAAAGAUGGUCUCAGAUUGGUCAGGUGAAGAUAAUGACAGUGAUCAGCUUUUUUACACCAAACUAUACAUCAACCCAGAAAAAAGGAAAUCUAUAAAUAUAACCCUGGACAGCAAGUGCAGAUUGUUCCAGAACCUCCAUGGAGCACUUGAUGAAGUGGUGUUGAAAUUUGAGGACGGAAGGGUGCGAGCCAGAAAUGUGUUGUAUGACACUCUGCCUGUUAUUGUGCAUGGCAAUGGGCCCACAAAGCUUCAGAUCAAUUACCUUGGGAACUAUAUCUCAAAUGUGUGGACAUUUGAGACUGGCUGCACAGUUUGCAAUGAAGACAUGCGUCCACUUUCAGGCCUCAAGGAAAGCGAGUAUCCAGGGGUAGUCAUUGGUGUCUUCAUUCAGCAGCCCACUCCCUUCGUAUCUGUGUUCUUUGAGCGCCUGCUCAAUCUCCAGUACCCCAAAAAUCGCCUCAAGCUCUUCAUUUACAAUCAGGAACCACACCAUGACCAGCACAUCCGUUCAUUUCUAGAGAACCAUGAAGCAGACUACCAGGCUGUGAAGCUGAUUGGUCCAGAUGAGGAUGUAGAUCCUAUAACAUCACGCAAUCUGGGCUUUGACAUGUGUCGAGAUGACAUUGACUGCGAAUACUUCUUCAGUGUGGACGUAGAAGUGGUCUUGAAGAAUGACGAAACGCUUAAGAUACUAAUUGAGCUUAACAAGCCUUUCAUAGCACCAAUGUUGACCAAGCCUGGCCGGCUGUGGACUAAUUUCUGGGGAGCCCUUAGUGCAGAUGGGUACUAUGCCAGGUCAGAGGACUAUGUGGAUAUUGUCCAGGGACGCAGAGUGGGGAUAUGGAAUGUUCCAUAUGUAUCUCAGGUGUAUCUGGUAAGUGCAGACGUUCUGAGGAGUGAACUAAAAGCUGAUGACCUCUUCCAUUCUGCUACGCUCGACGCAGAUAUGGCCUUCUGCUCCAAAGUGCGAGACCAGGGAGUUUUCAUGUUUGUAACAAACAUGCAUACUUUUGGCCGAGUCCUAAGUACAGAAAACUACCAGAUGAAUCACCUGCACAAUGAUCUAUGGCAGAUCUUUGAAAACCCUGUGGACUGGGAAGAGCGAUACAUUCAUGAGAAUUACUCAAAAAUUAUGAAGGACAAUAUAGUAGAAACUCCAUGUCCCGAUGUAUACUGGUUCCCUGUUUUCACUGAAGUAGCCUGCAAACAUCUUGUCGAAGAAAUGGAAAAUUUUGGCCAAUGGUCAGGAGGUGGCAAUGUGGACAAUAGAAUCCAGGGUGGAUAUGAAAAUGUUCCCACAAUUGAUAUUCACAUGAAUCAGAUAAACUAUGAAAAAGAGUGGCACAAAUUCCUCUUGGAGUAUAUUGCACCCGUCACAGAGAAAAUGUUUCCUGGGUACUACACAAGGUGUACCUCCUACCUCAACUUUGUAGUGAGGUAUAAACCUGACGAGCAGCCCUCACUUGCCCCACAUCAUGAUGCGUCCACUUUUACUAUUAACAUAGCUCUCAACAGCAGAGGCAUUGACUAUCAGGGUGGCGGCUGCCGAUUUCUCAGGUACAACUGUUCCAUACGGGCCCCCAGGAAAGGCUGGGCUCUCAUGCACCCGGGCCGCUUAACACACUACCACGAGGGCCUCCCCACCACGGCAGGUGUCAGAUACAUUGCUGUCUCAUUUGUGGACCCUUGAGUUAAUCUCAAAUGGAACCCCUUUACUUUAGAUAAAAAAUACACGAAGGUUAGUAUCUGAUAUGAGUGUUAAAGGAGGAUCAGAAAGACAAUCACUUUGACUUUGUGUUGAAAAUCGCUGAAAGAUUUGAUAGAGUCUGUGCCUUACAUUUCCAUUAUGUUUUAAUGUUACAGACAAAACUAUAAUUAGACGGCCAACUGUUGAACUCAGGCGUACUUCAAAAGCAGUUGAGGCAGAUACAGUGUGUACCUCCUUUUGAAAGAAAUUGCUAUCUUUAUUUAUUGAUCCACUUCCAAAGCAGUCAUGCCAAAGUUUUUAUAUAGAUAUCAGUAAUAUGAACGUUGCUUGGUCCUUGGCCAGUUUUUUUGUAAAAUUUAGUCUUGGAUGACCAGAUCAUACAUCAGGCUACUGUUGCUACUUUUUAGAAAUGGGCUGAUGUGUAUUUUGUUCUUCAGUGCUCUAUUAAGUCAUCUGUGGCAUUUGUUUUUAUCUUACGGUUUUAUUUGUCUUAUGGUUUUUGUCAAUAAACGUUACUGUUUUGAGUACUUGGA
Pygocentrus nattereri (red-bellied piranha) is the source of this 2906-nucleotide messenger RNA. RefSeq names its product procollagen-lysine, 2-oxoglutarate 5-dioxygenase 1a (gene plod1a). The record is from RefSeq and is a predicted model, not a curated record. Gene Ontology annotation, molecular function: iron ion binding; L-ascorbic acid binding; procollagen-lysine 5-dioxygenase activity. NCBI's taxonomy places the organism in Eukaryota, Metazoa, Chordata, Actinopteri, Characiformes, Serrasalmidae. Gene Ontology annotation, biological process: peptidyl-lysine hydroxylation. Bases 154 to 2355 code for a protein of 733 amino acids. Gene Ontology annotation, cellular component: endoplasmic reticulum. The transcript is spliced from 19 exons.